AUGGCUGUGACAAAUGACUCUUUGGUGAUGGAAUUCAUUCUCUUGGGGAUAACUGAAGAGCCUGGCCUCCAAGUACCCCUCUUCUUCCUCUUUCUAGUAAUAUAUCUGAUAACUACUUUAGGAAAUUUGGCCUUGAUCAUUCUAAUUGUGCUGAAUUCUCACCUUCACACACCCAUGUACUUUUUUCUCUUUAACUUGUCACUCAUAGACCUCUGUUAUUCUUCAGUGAUUACACCCAAAAUGUUGAUGAACUUCUUACUGGAGAAGAAUGUUAUAUCUUACACAGGGUGCAUGACCCAGCUCUACUUGUUCUGCUUUUUUGGCAUUUCUGAAUAUUAUGUUCUAACUGCAAUGGCCUAUGAUCGUUAUGUGGCUAUCUGUAAUCCACUCUUGUAUAACAUUUCUAUGUCCCCUAAGGUUUGCUUCUAUCUUAUUCUGGCCUCAUAUUUGACGGGACUUUCUGAUGCCAUGAUCCACACUGGUUCCAUGCUUCAACUGACCUUCUGUGAUAGAAACACCAUCAACCAUUACUUCUGUGACCUCCUCCCUUUGCUACAGCUCUCCUGCAGCAGCACCUAUGUUAAUGAGAUGGAACUGUUCAUUGUAUCAGGAAAGGACAUUGUUGUUCCUACUGCCAUUAUUCUUACCUCUUAUGGCUUCAUUCUUCAUAGCAUAUUCCAGGUAAGGUCCGCUGAGAGCAAAUACAAAGCGUUCAGUACCUGCAGUUCUCAUAUAUUUGCUGUUUCUCUGUUUUUUGGAUCAAGCACAUUUAUGUACCUUCAACCCUCCUCAGCUGGGUCUAUGGAUGAGGGGAAAAUUUCUUCCAUCUUUUAUACUAUUGUGGUUCCCAUGAUGAAUCCCUUAAUCUACAGCCUGAGGAACAAAGAUGUUAAAGUUGCCUUAAGAAGAACCCUGAUUAGAAUGUAUUGA
This is a messenger RNA of Microtus ochrogaster (prairie vole), 930 nucleotides long. Its product is annotated as olfactory receptor 8B3-like. Lineage: Eukaryota; Metazoa; Chordata; Mammalia; Rodentia; Cricetidae. The record is from RefSeq and is a predicted model, not a curated record. Gene Ontology annotation, molecular function: G protein-coupled receptor activity; olfactory receptor activity. Gene Ontology annotation, biological process: G protein-coupled receptor signaling pathway. Gene Ontology annotation, cellular component: membrane.